CUCAGGGUUAUCCACGGUCAAACCGGAAAUUCAAUAAAGUAAGCUUCGAAAGAAAAGCUUUUGUUCAAUUUUGAAGAAAAGCAAAGUUGGUCUCGGAGAAAUUGGUUGACAAAAACAACAAAACAAAACUUUCGGAAAUAGAAGCAACUGAAAAGUAAACUUAAAUCUACAUUGCGGAACAGUCUGGUGAGCCGUGCCUCGUGCUUUCAUAUUUUCAAUUCCCACCUCCAUUUUAUACAAAUGUAUGUGCAUUCGACUUAUUUUAUCCGACGCUCCUUGUCAUCGUGAAUAAACGAAAGAACAAGAUUUUCCCACUUAAACUUUGUGACGACAGCAGUGUCCAGAUACGUCAGGCUAAAGGACACCGUGAUAGAUAUUAUUUUGAUAUCCAAAACAGGAUGUAGUUCUCAUCUCAACCGUGAUUACUAAUCGCAACUUGACCCUUAGCUGGGUUGCGCUAAACUGUAUUGUUGGGAGUUUUUUUUCUGUUUAGUAUGUUAUUUUUGGAAAUUUAUAGGUUUAUCUUGUUCAUACGUUAUACGUGGAGCAAUUUUAUUUUGUGUUAACUUCAGUGCAAUGGAUUCAACGAUUAGCCUUUCCUUAUUUGUUUCCGCGGUCUGACCACUUGCUAGUAGUAUGUGAUGAUAGUUACAGUGAAAGGACCAGGUUGUAAACUGGACGCCGCCAUCACGAGUAAUUAAAAGGACACAUUUUUUUCUUCAUGUUUAGAAGCUGACGAACAUGGGAGUUAAAACCUUUACCCAUUGCUCGACAUCCCACAGCCAGGAGAUGCUCGAAAAGCUCAACACUUUGCGUAACGAAGGUCACUUGUGUGACGUUACUAUCAGGGUGCAAGACAAACAUUUCCUGGCCCAUAAAGUGGUCCUGGCCUGCUGCAGUGAAUUCUUCCGCUCCAAACUGUUGGGUCGGCCCGAGGAAGAGGACAAGUUUGUUUUGGACCUUCAUCAUGUGACAGUUAGUGGCUUCGCUCCUCUGCUGGAAUACGCUUACACGUCUACGCUUUCCAUCAGCACAGAAAAUAUUAUCGAUGUCCUUGCGGCUGCGAGUUACAUGCAAAUGUUCGCUGUGGCAAGUACGUGUUCAGAGUUCAUGAAAUCCAGUAUUCUAUGGAGUCCAAGUAACAACAGUAACAAUACACUUGCAGCUGGCAAAACCCAUGAAUCUGCACCUGAGAGUGCCUCCUCUAACUGUACCCUCACGCCACUUGAUGGCAGCGUGUCACCUGUGUCAUCCGACUGUAGUGUAAUGGAGAGAAACGUUCCUGUUUGUCGUGAAUCGCGCCGGAAACGAAAGAGUUUUGUAACCAUGGCUUCGCCUGAGAGUCCUCUGAAAUGCACUACACAGAUGGUUACUACUUCCCCCCAGGUUCCCAAUCCUUCCCCUUCGUUUUCAGACAGCGCGGCCCAGCCUGUGGAGUCCUCCCUGUCAUUUCCAUGGACCUUCCCAUUUGGCAUCGAUAGGAGAUUCCACUCGGACAAAUCAAAGCUCCCAGAGAGCCCCCGGUGCCAAGAGCAGACAACAACAGUUUCUUCUGACGUGGUGGUUAGUCGGCGACUGAGUGACUUUUUGACAUGUGAAAGCUCCAAGGCAGUGUCACCGCCUGUGCCAGCUGAAGAAGAAGAUGUAAGUGUGAAAGUGGAGCGUCUCAGUGACGAGGAAGUCCAAGAAGCAUCGUCCCAUCCUGUCAGUGGUUCCCAGAGCUCACUCAAUGAUCAACAGACCGUGCCAGGAAGUGAACAGGUUCAGGAGGAUCUCCUCAUCAGUCCACAGUCAUCAUCAAUAGGAUCAAUGGAUGAGGGCGUUUCAGAGGCGUUACCAUCAAUGCAAAGUACCUCUAAUACUGGAGGACAUGCAGAGGAUGAUGAAAGGUUAGAAGGUAUUCAAUAUCCGUACCACCUCUAUAUUGGCCCGUCAGCAAGGCCUGGCGCGAAUGGCCCAGACAGGCCCUUUCAGUGUCCAACCUGUGGAGUUCGAUUCACACGCAUUCAAAAUCUGAAGCAACAUAUGCUAAUACACUCCGGCAUUAAGCCUUUCCAAUGUGACCGCUGUGGGAAAAAGUUCACACGGGCCUACUCCCUAAAGAUGCAUCGGCUGAAGCACGAAGGUAAACGCUGUUUCCGGUGCCAGAUUUGUAGUGCCACAUUCACGUCCUUCGGUGAAUAUAAGCACCACAUGAGGGUCUCCCGACACAUAAUCCGCAAGCCGCGGAUUUAUGAGUGCAAAACGUGUGGCGCCAUGUUCACCAACUCUGGCAAUUUAAUUGUACACCUGAGGAGUCUGAACCAUGAGGCAUCCGAACUAGCAAACUACUUCCAGAGCAGUGAUUUCCUCGUGCCCGACUACCUGAGCCAGGUGCAGGAGGAUGAGGAGGUGCUGGGAGUCCAAUAUGAGUUGGAAGAACCCCAACAUCACUCUGUCUUUGCCAGCAGCACCUCUACAUCCACUACCUUUGCUGCCUCCUCCUCCUCAGUCUCUGUCAUCUCCCAGGUCUCCUCGUCCACCCAGAAUUGCGAGAACUCACCUAGCUUCCUUCCACCUGAUUCCAUGGAUCCACUGGAAGCCUCUGCCUCCUUUAAAAUACGUGCCGGUGGAAAUAUUGCCCCAUCCGAGGAGACAAAGAUGGACAACAGAGAAACGGGCAGUUCACCCGAAGUGUUUGACGAAGACCACCGUCGGAGGGAGAUUAUCCAGGCCAAGGAGUCUGCUUCAGUCACAAUUGAGUGAUGCAGGUCUUCUUCUGGGCUUUUAUGUGCUGCCUUGUAGUCACGUCACUUGGAUAAAUUUGCAGAAUAUUGAUGCCAAAAGAGGUAAAGUGGACAAAAUCACUUUUUAAAACACAAGACUGGGUGACUAAUUUUCCAAAAUAAAACAAGUUAAUUAUGGUGUUUGUUUUAUUUAAUUGACAAUUUGAUAAGAGUUUGAAACAAUACACGUUAAUCAUAUUGAUGCACUGGGGUGACAAUUCUUGACUGAAAACAAAACAUUGACAGAAAUUGUAAUACCUUAAAAAGAGUAAUAGAAAUUUCUAGGCUAGAUAAUUUCUGCACUUUGGCAAAUUUGUACUUUCCCUUCUGCGCAAUGCACAUGCAUUCAAGCUUUCAGGCAGUCCCCAGCAGCGGACUGUCAGCGCAUGCAUGGUCGAGCAAGCGUGACGCACAGCUACAUCAGAAGAAUUUUUUUGGCCCACCUUUUUUUGGUCAGUCGUUAGCCCACCUGGAGUUUUCUUUAAAAGGUUUUUUGUUUUUUCUUCAAAAGUCCAAGUUUCCUUCGAGUUGUUUAGGGGACAAAAGUCUAAGCCUAAAAUUGAAAAUGCAUUUUGGGACCAUUUUCGACCCAAAAGUUUCCAAUGCCUCCCUAGUUAUUUAUCCCAUUUGACAUGAAUGCACUGCCACUGGAGGUUGUGUAAUCCUAGCUUUGUCCUUUUGGAAAGUGCCUGAGACUAGAUAUGAGCACCCAACUUUAUCAACAAUACUUAAUGAAGUCUUUACAAACUGAGUUAUUAUUAUUAUUAUUUUUUUUUAAUUUCCCUUACAUUGUUAAUGCCAGUUUGUAUGGGAAUCUCACCUUUUGUCCUUUCUCCACAGGCAGAUGUAGUAUUGUCUUUUGCAAUCGCUAUUGAUGUUAUAUCUGUCUAAAUGCAGUAUAUGCUGACGGUUAUGGAAAAACUGUGUCAAGUCUUUGUACAUUAAUUUUCAAUAGAAUCCAUACAGUACAUUUCAUUAAGCCAUUUAAAAUUAGUGGUAGCAUAUAUUUUAUUAUGAUGUAUUUUUUAUGCAAACACUGUGGGCAAAUAUCAAGUCGUUUGAAAUAUUACAGACAAAUACCGAACAGCAUUUUCACUAAACUAUAGGGUUGUGGUUAAAAGUUGUGGAUUGCCUCAUUAUCCACAUGAAAUGGUUUGGAAAACUGUAAGAAAAACUAAACUUUGUAUGACUCUGCCACAUCUGUUAUGAGUGAGUCAGAUCACCAAGUUGCCAAUUCUUACGUUGCUGCUUUUCUAUGAUGUAGUGAAAAACAAUUAAUCAAAAACAAAAAGGCACAUCAAAGUUAAGAAAAACAAUUCUAAAUGCUUUUUGCAAUAUUGUUGAAGCAAUUUGAAAUUUCACGCACGUGAACAUUAAAUUAGGAAAGUUGAUACAAUAACAUUUUAUUGUCUGCUAAAAAACUGCAACACAACUGCAAAAGGUCACACCUUACCAUUUCAAAUUUGCAAGCUUUGCAAGGCGCUCAAGUGUUUUGUAUGGAAGCAAUUUCAAACAAAUUCGAAUGUAGCAUUUAAUGCUGGUUUUUCUGAUGUCAUGUAACUGUCUUAAUUUUUUUUUUUUUUUUUUUAAAGUCUUUCUCCACUUCUGAAUAUAUCCUCUAUUCACAUGUGAUAUGCAUCAGCAACAUUUUUGUGUUCACAUUUCCCCUUCUUUACAUGUUCAAAAUAGAGAAAUGAACAGCUGGAUCACAUAAAUGUUGGUGAUCCUUAUUUGUAAAGAAACUUGUUGCAUAACUGUCAUGCAAAAGAUAUUGCAGCAUUGCUAGAGGUUUGUUACAAAAUGAUUGUCUUUUCCAAAAAUGUCAUCCCUGUGUGCUGAUACCAAAGCACACAUUGUGCUGGGUGUGUCCCAUUGCCACUUUUUUAUCAGAGCAGAGCAAAAUGAAGGCCCAUGGUAUUACGUGAAGAGAUGACUUGAUUGAGGUUCUGUCGUAGUUGUGUUUUAAUGCUUCUAUGAUUUUUGUAAUCAUCCACCAAUUGUUUGCAAAUCCAUUUAGAUACAUUACUGUUAAUGAAACACAUAAAUUGCUUAUCCGCAGGUUGAAUGCUACUGACUGAAUUGGUGACUUUAACUUCUGUAUAAUGCAGCUGCCACUUGGAGUUCUAAUCGGAAGAUGUAUAUCUUUUUUUCCUUGUUACAUAUAUAUGUAUAUAUAUAUAUAUAUAUAUACAUACUGGA
Messenger RNA from Corythoichthys intestinalis (scribbled pipefish), 4964 nucleotides. RefSeq names its product zinc finger and BTB domain containing 44 (gene zbtb44). Bases 742 to 2745 code for a protein of 667 amino acids. Gene Ontology annotation, molecular function: DNA-binding transcription factor activity, RNA polymerase II-specific; RNA polymerase II cis-regulatory region sequence-specific DNA binding; protein binding. Gene Ontology annotation, biological process: regulation of transcription by RNA polymerase II. Lineage: Eukaryota; Metazoa; Chordata; Actinopteri; Syngnathiformes; Syngnathidae. The transcript is spliced from 6 exons. The record is from RefSeq and is a predicted model, not a curated record.